Messenger RNA from Trypanosoma theileri, 1044 nucleotides. RefSeq lists its product as uncharacterized. Bases 1 to 1044 code for a protein of 347 amino acids. The record is from RefSeq and is a predicted model, not a curated record. The transcript has a single exon. Lineage: Eukaryota; Euglenozoa; Kinetoplastea; Trypanosomatida; Trypanosomatidae.
AUGGCCGCUCCAGAGACUCAACCUGAACCUGAGGCUGAUUCCCCUUGCCAAGACGGUGAAGAUAGUGUUAGUGGUUGUGCUGCUCGUCCUUCUGCUGCAUCUGGACACGCUGAUAACAGUUGCGGAGAUGGUAGUAGUGGUAGUGAUUGUCCUGCUGGUGCUGCUCGACCCGUUGGUGAACAUGGAAGGUCUGCUUCUGCUCCUGGUGGUCCUUCUGGUGUUCUUGCAGGGCAACCUAGAGGUGGUGUUGAAGGUUGUACUCCAGACAGGACUGAUCCUCCGUGUACUUCUGGCGGUAGUGUACCUGAAGCUGCUACUGCUGUUGAUUGUGUGGACUCUUCUUCUCUCAAGGAUAGUUGUCCUACCAAUGAUGUCACGCAAGAUAAUUGCCCUUCUGGUAAGACUGGUUGUAAAAACGAACCACAAGAAAAGGCUCUUGCUAACUCAAAUGAAAAUCGUGUAACUAGUCGUAGCGAACAUCAAGGUCCUACAAUUGCAAGUCGUCCUGUAACUGACAAGGGACCUAAUACUGAUGAAAGACAAGAGGAUCGUGCUCACCCAACUGUUGCUGUUGUUACUCCUGGUGAACCAGAAAUUCGGGAUACUCAAAGUAGAAACGGUUCACAAGGUGGUGCUUCUUCUCCUGCUGCGGGUACUGGCGGUGCUCCUACCGCUGACGGUCAAACUGAAAGCAAUGUGGUCAGUGCAACCGAAGAAGGUGGAUCUAAACAGGGAGAUGAAACAUCACAACCUUCUUCUUCUUCAAACACUUCGGCCACAGUGAGUGAUGUUGGUUCUGAUGCUGCAACACCUGAGAACGGCACUUCAUCUGCAGAGAGUGAAUCAACAAGUAACCAAAAUGAUGGAGGAAAUGCAGAUACGACGACGACCACAACAACAACAACACUUCCUCCUGAACUCACAAACAACAAGAAGGGUGAUGCAGACAGCAGCAGCAGUAUNAGCAGCAGUAUCAGCAGUUCUGUGUGGGUGCGUGUACCACUACUGAUUGUGGUUACACUGGCCUGUAUUCUUGUGUGCUGA